AUGCGCAGUCAGCCGGAUAACGCUGCAUGGGUGCGAUGGAUGAAAUCUGCACUCAUUCUUUUUCAACUUGCAUUGAGCAGUCAAUUGUCACAGCAAACAGAAACCAAUGCUUCAGGGACCAGUACAAAGAUACAAGAGCCGACAGAACAGACGGAGUAUUCUUCUCUACCCACCACCUGGUUUGCUGUUGGAUGUCCUCUGUCAGGUCAAGGGAUCGAAGUGACUCAGACAACGGAUGCUCUGGUUAACUUGCUGGAUGAAUCAACAGAGCGGAUGCUGAAAGAAGCUGCGAAAUAUUGGUGCGGUGUGCAGUGCUCGUCGUUUGAUAUAUCCAAUGCCGGUAUAGAUGAAUCGGUAAAAGGCGGCGUAGAAGCAAUGAGUUUUCAGCGACCACUGGCGGAGUAUGAGGGUUUAACAGAAGGAAUGGAAAACCUCGAAAAAUAUCCACCUGCGGCUCGAUUUACUCAUACCGUUAAACCUCCCGCGACAGAAAUUGCGAAAUUUCCGGAUGCGACUUCGGAACAACCAAAUGCGCGACUUCCGCAAAAUGGACAGUCUCCUUCGGAAACAGAAAUAUCAAAUGAACGUGAGCAACCGCGUCUUGGCUACCUCGGGCUCUCCAGUCCCGGUGCAUUCCGCGUGGCCUGGUCUGAGAUGCCAGAGGUUUUGAAUAGCGAUGCUUUGAAGCUGUUAACAAAGCACGAAAUUCAAUUACAAGAAGUGAGUUCGAAGGUGUAG
This is a messenger RNA of Dicrocoelium dendriticum, 738 nucleotides long. NCBI's taxonomy places the organism in Eukaryota, Metazoa, Platyhelminthes, Trematoda, Plagiorchiida, Dicrocoeliidae. The record is from the annotation of a GenBank genome assembly.